AUGCAAUGUCUUCUGGAUAUUCUUGAGAAGAAAAACAUUUUGAAAGUUGGUAAAUACGACAUCCUUAUACAGAUAUUUGAAGAUUCCGAUGUAAGAAUCGUUGAAAACGUAAUACAACCAGCUCAAGAAAGCAUUAAAAGGAUACUUGAUAUGAAACAUAACGAUGAAGACGAUACUAGUAGUUCAAAUUUUGUUUCUUUAGACAAAAGUUCAGAACAAGUAGCGCAAGAUGACAAUGACAUGGCCUUAAGCCUUGACAAAAUAAAUAAAGCAGAAUCGGCUAACAAUAGUGACACGAUGGAUACAUUAGAACAAAAUUCAGGAGAGUCGACAUCCUGCAAACAACUUCCGUCUUGUAGCAGUGCUUCAAAAACACACAACGAAAUAAAUAGUGUUGGGGACAUAUUGCGAUUUUUAGGAUUUGAGAGAUACAUAAACCAGUUUGAAGAUGAGGAGGUUGACAUAGAUAGUUUUUGGACAUUGAAGGGAGAGGAUUUACAAAGAAUGGGAGUUAAAAUAGGUCCUUCGUCAAAAAUUAUGAAGUACAUUGAAGAAAAUGCUAAAUCCUCCAUUUUCCAACUUCAAUCAACAAUGGUUUCGAAGCAGCUGUAUCCAUUCCAACGAGAGCUAUUGGAAAUACCACUUUCGGGAGAAAAUACAAUAGUAUAUGCAAGAACAAAUGCUGGAAAAACUUUGAUAGCAUUUACAGUAAUUGCUGAACAUCUUGAAAAAAAUCCCGAAGGUAAAGUAUUGUUUACUGCAAGAACGAAUCUGUUGCUGGAUCAACAGUUUCAAAGAGCACAAGAUUUUUUUCUCAAUAAUAAAAAGAUAGAUUUAUUUUGUUUGAGAGCCGAUGAAGAUCGAACAGAAUACACAUUUUCCAAUGUGAUGAAAGUAUACAAUGUAUUCUUCAUGACCCCACAGUUAUUUGUGAAUAACCUUAGUAGAAAUGAUGAUUUGAAAGUCAAUAUUGACGAAUUUACUCUUCUUGUAUUCGAUGAGUGUCAUCAUACAAUGGGAUUUGAUGCAUACAACAAUGUUAUGGGAUUCUAUCGCCUUAAAAAAUUCCAGAGUACCACACCAAAUUCUAUCCUACCUCAGACAUAA
Mytilus trossulus (common blue mussel) is the source of this 1107-nucleotide messenger RNA. RefSeq lists its product as uncharacterized. Gene Ontology annotation, cellular component: cytoplasm. Lineage: Eukaryota; Metazoa; Mollusca; Bivalvia; Mytilida; Mytilidae. The record is from RefSeq and is a predicted model, not a curated record. The coding region runs from base 1 to 1107 and encodes 368 amino acids. The transcript has 8 exons. Gene Ontology annotation, molecular function: protein binding; nucleic acid binding; ATP binding.